Molecule: messenger RNA, 3396 nt
Organism: Eremothecium gossypii ATCC 10895
Lineage: Eukaryota; Fungi; Ascomycota; Saccharomycetes; Saccharomycetales; Saccharomycetaceae
Product: ABR027Cp
Exons: 1
Coding region: 1-3396 (1131 amino acids)
Source: RefSeq, marked provisional
AUGAAGUUACCAUCUACGGCUCUAGCAGUUGCGCUGUUGGCGGCUGCGAAGGUGGUCGUUGCUGACUCCGAGAAAUUCAGCUUGGAAUCACUCAGCGGGGCUGCGGACCUAAAAUCUGUUAGCUUGCAGUUGAAGUCGGGGAAGUUAGUAUUUAGCCCAGGAGGUAAGAUUUCUGUGCUGGUUACUGAUGCAGGAAGACUGAGCUUUGACGGUAAUAAGUUUGCCGUUAUUGAGGACUCGGGCGCCAUUACGUUCGGUGACGAAAAAGAAGGUACGCUCGGUUUCGCAGUUAGAGAUGGCCGUCUUACCUUUAGGUCCAUCGACAGCUUCUCUGCUACUAAGGUUAACGGGGAAUACACUCUUAGCGUUGGUUGGAACGCAGAUGCAACCUCAGUUGGAAUCCGGGCUGUAAAAGACGGGUCUCCAGUUAAGGACUUUACUCCUGUUGUCAGUAUUAUAGACAAACCAAAGGGCAUAGACAUUGGUUCAUUAUGCAGUAAGUUAGAAAAACUUUGCCAUUGGUCUCAUACACCAUCAUGCUCUACUGUGGUGCCACCUCCGCAGCCAACUACCUCCGGUAAGCCAGGUGAGUCGACUGCGGUGCCACCUCCACAGCCAACUACAUCUGGCAAGCCAGGCGAGUCGACUGCGGUGCCACCUCCAAAGCCAACUACCUCCGGCAAGCCAGGUCCAUCUACUACUGCGGUGCCACCUCCAAAGCCAACCACUUCCGGAAAGCCAGGCGAAUCGACUGCCGUCGUACCACCCCCAAAGCCAACUACAUCUGGUAAGCCAGGCGAGUCCACUGUGAUUCCACCUCCAAAGCCAACUACCUCCGGUAAGCCGGGCGAGUCCACUGCCGUCGUACCACCCCCAAAGCCAACUACAUCCGGUAAGCCAGGCGAGUCCACUGUGAUUCCACCUCCAAAGCCAACUACCUCCGGCAAGCCAGGUCCAUCUACUACUGCGGUGCCACCUCCAAAGCCAACCACUUCCGGAAAGCCAGGCCCAUCUACUACUGCGGUGGUGCCACCUCCAAAGCCAACUACCUCCGGUAAGCCAGGCGAGUCCACUGUUAUUCCACCUCCAAAGCCAACGACAUCCGGCAAGCCAGGCCCAUCUACUACUGCGGUGGUGCCACCUCCAAAGCCAACGACCUCCGGAAAGCCAGGUCCAUCUACUACUGCGGUGCCACCUCCAAAGCCAACGACCUCCGGAAAGCCAGGUCCAUCUACUACUGCGGUGCCACCUCCAAAGCCAACGACCUCCGGAAAGCCAGGUCCAUCUACUACUGCGGUGCCACCUCCAAAGCCAACGACCUCCGGAAAGCCAGGCCCCUCUACUACUGCGGUGCCACCUCCACAGCCAACCACUUCCGGAAAGCCAGGCCCAUCUACUACUGCGGUGCCACCUCCAAAGCCAACGACCUCCGGAAAGCCAGGUGAGUCCACUGUGAUUCCACCUCCAAAGCCAACUACCUCCGGCAAGCCAGGCCCAUCUACUACUGCGGUGGUGCCACCUCCAAAGCCAACGACCUCCGGUAAGCCAGGUGAGUCGACUGCCGUCGUACCACCUCCAAAGCCAACGACCUCCGGUAAGCCAGGCCCAUCUACUACUGCAGUGCCACCUCCAAAGCCAACGACCUCCGGUAAGCCAGGUCCAUCUACUACUGCGGUGCCACCUCCAAAGCCAACUACCUCCGGAAAGCCAGGCCCAUCUACUACUGCGGUGCCACCUCCAAAGCCAACUACCUCCGGAAAGCCAGGUGAGUCCACUGCGGUGCCACCUCCAAAGCCAACUACCUCCGGCAAGCCAGGCCCAUCUACUACUGCGGUGCCACCUCCAAAGCCAACCAACCCAGGCAAGCCUUGCACGCACUCGCACCGUCCGGGUGAAACAUGCACGCACCACCCAGGCAAACCAACCUCUCAUGGCCCACCCCCACAACCAACCGCACCAGGACAUACAACUGGACAUGUUCCACCUCCAAAACCAACCGCACCAGGGCAUACGACUGGCCAUGUUCCACACCCAAAACCAGACCAUCCCCACCACCCAGGGAAGCCGUGCACACACUCUCACCGUCCAGGUGAAACUUGCACGCACCACCACCCAGGCCAGCCAACUGGCCAUGUUGAACAUCCAAAACCAGACCAUCCCCACCACCCAGGGAAGCCGUGCACACACUCUCACCGUCCAGGUGAAACUUGCACGCACCACCACCCAGGCCAGCCAACUGGCCAUGUUCCACACCCAAAACCAGACCAUCCCCACCACCCAGGGAAGCCGUGCACACACUCUCACCGUCCAGGUGAAACUUGCACGCACCACCACCCAGGCCAGCCAACUGGCCAUGUUCCACACCCAAAACCAGACCAUCCCCACCACCCAGGGAAGCCGUGCACACACUCGCACCGUCCAGGUGAACCAUGCACGCAUCACCCAGGCAAGCCCACUGGUCGUGCUCCACCUCAACCAAACAAGCCUCACCACACAAGGAAGCCAUGCACACACUCGCACCGUCCAGGUGAACCAUGCACGCAUCACCCAGGUCAACCAAAGCCUACUGCAAAGCCUCCAGCGGCACAACCAGGUAAACCCGCUCCACCAGUCCAACCAAAGCCUACUGCAAAGCCACAUGGCGGGCAUCCCGGUGGUCAUCGGCCAGGAGGGUCGAAAGAUUGCCAUGAAACAAAAACUUAUAAAGGCGGCAUCCGAGUUGAUAAAGGGCCCCACCAUACCAAAGGUGGAGGGAUAGUCCACGAAGGACAAGCUACCAAGAUUGCCGGUCACGGUGCCGGCCCUGCAGCUACUGCUGCUCCAGGUGCCGGUGGCCACGGAACUAGUGGCGGCGGCGCCAGCGGGCAUGGCGGCGCCAGCGGGCAUGGCAAGAAAGCCAGCGGGCAUGGCGGUGUCAGCGGGCAUGGCGGUGUCAGCGGGCAUGGCGGUGCCAGCGGGCAUGGCGGUGCCAGCGGCGGGAAGAAAGCCAGCGGCAGCGGAACCAGAGGCGCUGGAGCAGCCCACCACAGGGGUAGCGGCUCCAGCAAGGGUUCAGGGAGCGGAGCGCACAGAGGAGGCUCAAGAAGUGGAGGCCACACAGGCAGCAGGCCCAAGAGUGGAGGCCACAGAGGCGGUGGAAGGUCGGGGGGCCACCGCGGUGGCAGGCGCGAUCUCGGCGAUGACAUAGUGGAUUACCAGCAGGACGUUCAGAUGCAGAAGCGCGCAGAAACAACCGCUCACCCCGUGUCGGUAACCACUUCCCAUUUUACCAGCCAUGCUGUGACCGGGUCGCAAUCGUCGGCGCACGCCAUCGCAACAACUAACGGCGCGGGCGCGGGUUUCAUGAGCAUUCCGUUCGGCGCCGUAGUGUUGGGCGUCGCGGCAAUACUGCUGUGA